UCAAGGUAAUGCCUCCUGGUCAGGUUGGUUGUAUGUAGCAGGAGCUAGUCAGCUAGCUAGAUAAAACAACGUCUGUGUUGGUGACUUUUAUAUGUGUAUAAACAUUAGACUCUCCUCUGGAAUAGGACACCUCCAUGAACAACUUGAAUGACCCCCCUAGAUGGAACAUGGGGCCAGACCCACGAGGAGGUGCUGCCGACGGGAACCAAUGGAAUUAUGCCCCCCUGGUGCCAAUGCUGGCGCUGGCUGCCUUUCGUAAGUAGCCUGCACAGUACAGUGUUACACAAGGACAGAGUAUUCACUAUACAUCAUAUGUGGCGUAUAGAACUGAAGACGAAAGCUAUAGACCUAUCUUGCACUUACUUUGACAGACACUGACUAGCCUUAUUCUCUUUUGUGGUGACUUCACUGCAUUGCCCUACACCAAAAUAGGUCGUCAUUACAACAUUAUAACAGUAUUAUUACAGUCACUAUAUAUAUAAUAUUGUAGCAAAGUGAUGGGGUAGUUCCGACCGGGGCUUGAACAUGGGACUGUUGACCCAACACCUUCUCUGAGGAGGGGAGGUUGGUGGGUUAUUAUAUGAGAAGGGAUCAACAGCCACAAGGUCCUGGGUUUAAGCCCUAGUCAGGACUACCCCCUAUAAUAACCAAACAACCUCCCAUCCUCAGGCUGGAUCUGGACCAGAGAGUCUCAGAGAGAGAUCAUAAAGGUCAAGGCCCAGUACGACCAGGACAUGUCUGCCGUGACCUCCAACCUUGAGAUGAAGUACAGAGACACCCUGACGGAGAACCGGCGGGCGGCGGCCAUCUUAGAGCUGGAGCUGGAGGAGGAGAGGCAGACGGUUCAGGGGUACCGCCGGGCCCUCAUCUCACAGAGCCAGCGGGUCAUGGAGGAACGCAAGCAGCUCCAGGUGGAACGAGAGGUGGGGGGGACUUGACUUAAAGAUGCACUCCGGGAUCUUAAGCACAACAAAUUCGUAACAUAUUGCACAAAUUGGAUUCGUAACAUAUCACACAUAUUUCUAAAUUUGUAUGAUGUCGCACAAAUUGCAAAAUUCGUAGCAUAUCACACGAAAUGGAUGACGUAGUACACAGAAAACGGGGACCACUUUUGGCUCGUCACCAACACUUUCAAAACUACUGGCUUAAAGUAUCCAACAGUUAGAGAAUGAAUCUUUAACUUAGUUUUAGCUCCUAGUGGAGCCUUGUAAGGGCCUCGAAGGUGUGAGAGGAAUGUUGCUUUUAAGAUGGAGUUGUUAUAAGCUACGGUUAUUUUUUGAUGUUUAAAUACAAACAGAUGGGGACAGUGAAAAAGAGACAGGAAAGGUAUGAGACGUGUGCCAGAAAGAAGAUUAAAAUCCAAGCAGACACUGCUAUACCAAUACGUGUGUGCUGAAAGGCUGUGGAACUAAUCGCUUGAGCACCCCAAGCCACAGUUGAGGUUUGUAUUAUCUUGUGUUGUAUAAACAUGUCAUUUUCAAUCCCCAGGCUCUGGAGCAGGAGAAGACAAAGCUUUUAGAAUCCGGCGCUGCUGGUGCCAUCCUCCAACGCGCUCUGGACAGAGAGAGCGACUGGCACCAGAGGGCCUCAGCCAUGCUGAAGGAUCUGGAGGAGGGCCUUGUAGAGAGACAGGGGGCCUACUGCAACCUGCUCCUCCCCAGGGAACAUAGGCUGGAGAUGGAGAAGAACCUGCUCCUCAAAGUGGUGAAGGAACCGCUGGGGACUGAUACAGAUCUGGAGGGAGACCUGAAGGACAUCUUUAAGAACGACCGCUACUGUGCCAAAGGCAACAAUCGCCUCCUCAACGUGAAGAAAAUGGACAAGAGGAAGAAUGGUAGCUUGAUGUGGCUCUACCUCAGAUACUGGCAGCUGCAGGUUACCAUGGAGACGCAUAAACGGGCAGAGGACUCAAUACUGGGAAACAACCAUCUGAAGUGACCUUGAUAGGGUUGACAUUAAGGAUAUAGUAUCAGUCUUCUUGACUGCACAAAUGUUUUAUUUUUCACUAAAGGUGAAUUAGUGUGUAUAUUUCAUUUCCUCUACAUCAUAUUAUGACUCCUGACGAAUGUAAACACUUACUUAGUUACUAUUGAAACACAGUAAAUGCCAAUGGAAUUGUCAUUGAAUGUCAGGGAUAUUUUCAUGACUACAGUUUUGUCUAUGCACUCCAAACCCAAUGUUGGAUGAUAUGAAUGAUACAGUAUCAUGAAUUAUAGAGGAAUAUUUCCUUUUGUAAAAUCCUGUUAUUUCCACUCUGGACAUCACAGCUGUUUGGUCAGUCAUGUAAAAAAAGAGUGAUAUACUUUAUUUUGAUAUCACAGAAGAUACAAUGUUAUAACAGAGACUGUGGUUGUGUCAUACAAUCAUUCAAUAUACUGACAUCUCUGACUGGCUACUUUGUGUGGUUUAUUUACAUUUGAAUAAUGGUUGAGUAAAGCCCAGGAGCACUUGACAAUCAUUGCUGACCAUAGCAUCAUCAGGCUCUAUAAACUUUGAACAAAUGUAAACUGAAUCUGAGAAAUAGUCAAGCGAACUGUAAUCUCUCAGAUCAACAAGACCUUAGCAGACAUUUACAUUUUAUUCAUUUAGCAGA
Molecule: messenger RNA, 2593 nt
Organism: Coregonus sp. 'balchen'
Lineage: Eukaryota; Metazoa; Chordata; Actinopteri; Salmoniformes; Salmonidae
Source: the annotation of a GenBank genome assembly